Molecule: messenger RNA, 714 nt
Organism: Verticillium alfalfae VaMs.102
Lineage: Eukaryota; Fungi; Ascomycota; Sordariomycetes; Glomerellales; Plectosphaerellaceae
Exons: 4
Coding region: 1-714 (237 amino acids)
Cellular component (GO): nucleus; cytoplasm
Source: RefSeq, a predicted model, not a curated record
AUGAAGUUCCUCUGCCUGCACGGUACCUUUGGAAGCGCCAAGAAAUUCAAGAUUCAACUCGCGCCAUUCGUUCAGAAGACUCAGGAGGACUCCGACCUCGAGUUUGAAUGGAUUUCGGGACUUCACGAGGUCGAGCCCCCGGCCGAAUUUGAACACUACUUUGGUGAGAAACCUUUGUACAGGUUCAUGCCGUUCAAUGGCAUCCGCGCGUACGACGACCUCUUCACCAAGUGGAGGCAGUGCCCCGACGGGGCAUCGACCGAGGAGAACAUGCGCCUGCUCUUUGGAAGCGAGGAAAACUUUCUGCACCAGAAGGCCUGCCUCCAGGAGACGAUCGACGCGGUGCUCAAGGCCAUUGACGACGACCCAGAGAUCGACGGUAUCCUUGGCUACUCGGAAGGAGCGACGAUAGCCGCGACCGCGAUUCUAGAAGAACGACGCAGGUGGGAGGAAGAAGGAAUUCCCAGGAGGAUCAACUGCGCCAUCUUCUUUGCUGGGUGUCCUGCCAUCUCCCUCAAGGACGGCAGCAUCUCGAUGCUGUCUGAUGCGGAGGCCGAGGAUGCUAUCGACAUUCCAACAUGCCACGUCGUCGGCUGCAACGACCCUUACAUUGAUGGGUCUGUUACCUUGUACGACAUGUGCAACGAGGACAAGGCUGAGCUUUUCGACCAUGGCCAGGGUCACGUCAUCCCACGCGACCCCAGGACCUUGUAG